AUGGUUUUAAAUGCUGAUAGUCAAUAUACAGUUAUUGGUGGUGAUCGAGGUUUUGUACAAAUCAUUCGAACACAUGAUUUACAACCUGUUUAUGCUUAUCCACAAUGUGAUGCUAGUAUUCGUUCAUUAGCAAUAACUCAUGAUCAAAAAUAUAUCAUGGCAGGUCUUUCUACAGGUUGUUUGAUUGUAUUUAAUGUUAAUUUUAAUGUUCUUAAUCAACCUCGACGUGAUUCUGGAACGCCUACUGCAAAUGUUUAA
This is a messenger RNA of Rotaria sp. Silwood1, 258 nucleotides long. The record is from the annotation of a GenBank genome assembly. Lineage: Eukaryota; Metazoa; Rotifera; Eurotatoria; Philodinida; Philodinidae.